This is a messenger RNA of Stegodyphus dumicola, 2710 nucleotides long. RefSeq names its product mutS protein homolog 5-like. Lineage: Eukaryota; Metazoa; Arthropoda; Arachnida; Araneae; Eresidae. Gene Ontology annotation, biological process: chiasma assembly; mismatch repair. The record is from RefSeq and is a predicted model, not a curated record. Gene Ontology annotation, molecular function: ATP-dependent DNA damage sensor activity; mismatched DNA binding; ATP binding. Gene Ontology annotation, cellular component: nucleus.
AUUAAAGCAGACGAUUAUUUAUUUUUGUUUUCUUCUUGGUUGGGAGUAAAGUUGGGAAUUUUCACGGAAAUUUCGAAUUCUCUGAAGAAAUUCUCAGCUUUCGUAGCAUUUUAUUUAAUAGUUACGCAUCGUUUUGCAAGAUAUAAUUCUGAUGCAAAAUAGCUUCUGGGCAAGAAAGACUGAGUAUAGCAAUGAAUAAUUCAGAGAAUUCAUCUACCUCUAGUGAUUGCAUGAACGUAAAUGAUGUGCAUAUUCUGGUUGAUACUGAAGAAGAUGAAAUUCCUCAAGUAAUUUUGAGUGUUAUUUGGCAAGCAAAUAAACUGGGAGCAGCAUACUAUAAUAUUGAUACUUCUAAGUUGUACUUAGUAAAUGAUCACUUGGAUCCUGCACCUCAUUUCACUAUUCUCAGUACAUUGCUUAAACAAACUGAGCCAACUUAUGUUGUGACAAGUGCCAGAACAGAUGAAAAAUUUGUUUCUGCCUUAAAAGAAAUGUUUCUACAGCAGAAUAGUGCACAGAGGAGGAGUGAAUCCAGCAUUUUUUCUAACAUUCUUUCAGACGAGAACGAGAAGCUCCAUUUAUUACCAAGCAUUGAAUUUGCUUAUGAAGUCGGCAAGCAUCGGCUGAAAAACUUGAAUUUUCCCAACGUUCCUCCAGAUAUGAAUGAUAUUGAAAAGACAAUUUAUUUUUCAUCAUUGAUUGAUUUUACAAAUACUUGUAUGGUAAAAGCAGCUGGAGGUUUGUUAAAGACUAUAGAAAGAAGUCCUCUUGGUUUGUCUUUAGAUAAAUUAAAAAUUUUAUCAGUCUCAACCUUAUCACUGAAAAAUUUAGUGAAUAUUGAUGAAAAUUCUUACAGAGCACUGCAAAUUUUUCAAGAAGAGAGACAUCCUUCUGUGUAUAAAAACACUUUUGGAAUUAAAGAGGGAUUAAGUCUGUAUGGCAUAUGCAACAAAUGUAAAUCUGGCAUUGGGAAAAAAGAGUUGAAACGCUGGUUUCUUCUUCCUACAAAUGACGUAAAUUUAAUUCAGGAGCGUCAAGAAGCUAUUAAGUAUUUUAUUUUGGCCAAGAAUAAAGAUGUGAUGACUGCUCUGCAGGACAGUUUAAAAUUUAUCAAGUUUCUUCCUAGAUUGCUAUCUCGUAUGAAAAAUGCACAAGCUACACUAAAUGACUGGCAAGCACUAUAUAGAACAUCUUACCAUGCAGUGCUCAUUGGAGAUAUUUGCCGUUCUCGAAAUUCUGAUUUAAAGAUAUUUAAAGAGAUAGGUGAAACUUUCUCUACGGAUUUGUUUCGGAUUGCAAGCUUGCUAGACAAAAUAAUUGAUUUUCAGGAAUAUGAAAAACAGAAUCAUUUUGUUGUGAAACCUGGAGUUGAUAGUGAGCUUGAUAAAAUGAAACGAACGUAUAACGGAUUGCCAGACUUUAUGACGCAAGUUGCAUAUCAAGAACUGCAAGAACUUAGUGAAGAUAUUCAGAAGUGCAGUGUUAUAUAUUUGCCUCAGUUAGGAUAUCUAUUAGCAGUUCCUGUGACAGAACAGAUGAAAAAGACCAAGAAUUACACUAUCCCAAAUUUAAGAUUUAUGAUUUCUAUGUUACAAGUGCACAUGGACCCCGUGAAAGAAGAGGAAGGGUCUAUGCCUGAGCUAAGCCUUAACCACCUGAAGCCCGAAGAGAAAGAAAAGAUUGAAAAGUUGUUUAUUCUGAAUGAUGUUGCUCAUUACAAGACUGCCAACACUAAAAAACUGGAUUCGUUGCUUGGUGACACCUUAUGUGACAUAUACGACAAAGAAACUCAAAUAAUGCAUAAGUUGCAAAAUGCUGUUUUGGAAGUGGAACAUAUUUUUAAUGCUGUUAUGGAAUAUUCUGCGAAAUUAGAUUGCCUGAUAGCUCUUGCUGUGAUAUCACUGGAAUACAACUGGACUCAGCCUGAAAUUACAGCAGAUGGAUAUUUUGCAAUUGUAAAAGGAAGGCAUCCUCUUCAAGAACUGUGUGUUGAAUCAUUUGUUCCAAAUGAUACGUUUAGUGGAAAGCAUGAAAGUAAAAUCAAAAUUCUAACUGGGCCUAACUCUAGCGGCAAAAGCAUCUAUUUAAAGCAACAUUGGUUUUACAUUUCACAGUCCCCCAUUAAUUAUUUUCCUCAGAAAUGGGGACAGGACUAAGAAACAAAGGCAUGAGACAUUGCAGUCUGGUACAGGAAUCGAAAAUUAGUACAUAAAUAGAGGGAAUGCUUGGAAGGAAAAAUAGAUACGGUUUACCUUCUGAACAGGACACUGUUUAAACUAAGUGGAGCAGAAUUAACUGAUACAAAAUGUUACAAAAGCGAAAACAUUCAACUUAAAAGUGGAAAUUCAAAGCUGGAAAUUUUCCUGAGGUUAAAGCCAUUUUUGCUAAAAUUUUUCAUUCAGUGUUGUGCAUCUUCCUGUGAAUGGUCAAUCAAGAAGUCAAAGAAAUAGCACUUCGACUGAAUGUUAAAGAAACUUCUAUUUCAACUGGAUGACUUCAGAAAUUUAAACUGCUGCAUAGAAUAUUAUGUCAUGUAAUAAAUGAAGAAUCAAUAAGCAUUCUUGCUGAGUCUGUUGAAGACUGAUUCAAGAAUUUAUCUGCCAAAAUAGAUGAAUAAGAAAUAAAAGACAUUUUUAAUGUUAAUGAAACUACUAAUGUUAAUGAAAGCUUUCAAAGGUGACCAGUGUUAUGCAACUAAGCAAAGUAAAGA